UUUGGACCAUGGAGCAGAUGCUACAGCAAAAACUGCAAAUCGUCGCACUGUCUUUGAUUUUAUGACUCCAGAACAAAAUCCAAAAAUUGUUGAAAUUUUCAAUCAUAAUCCUCAACGUGACAGUUGGUCAAGUACUGGUAGUAUAGGACGUUGGUCAUGGUGUGAUCCUUCUGAUAAUAAAUUGGAAGAGCAAUUGGCUGAAGCUGAAAUGAAAAAGAGAAUGUUAAUGGAAAGUGCCUAUAAUCUAGAAGUAGAUAUGGCAAGCCUUGGUUUGGAUGAACCUGGAGUAUGUGUUAAAUUUGACGUCUUCUCCUUUUAAAAAAAUUUUAUGUAUUAAUAUAUUUAAUAUAUUUUCUUUUCUUUGUAGAAUGAAGAAGAUGAAGAAGAGCCAUUAUCAGAAUUUAUGUGGAAUAUUUGCCUUCCAGAUCAAAUGUUCGUAUUUUCACAAGAAGACAUACCACAUAUUUUGAAAACUGUGAUCUUGGGUAUGCAGCCAAUACGUUCAAAAUUACAAAAACCUGUUCCUGCAAAUAUUAUAUUUUUGAGUGCUCGGUUCGCUCAUUAUUAUAGUAGUUCUGAAUUAUUGGAGUCACUUUUAUUUGCUGUCGUUGCUGCAAUUGAUCAAUCGAUCAAGGUAUGUAAAUUAACCAUCAGUGUUUUUCAAGAAUUUAACUUUUCUAAUAUUAAGUUGCUAAUUUUUUUUUUCAUUAGACACGACCAGAAGAUAUGACACUAUUAUCAUUUUGGAUCUCAAACUGCACAUUAUUAUUGUACUACUUAAAAAAAGAUCCCGGACUUGCUAUUGCAACAAUAGAAUAUCAAUUGCGAAUCUCUGAGCUUCUUCA
Molecule: messenger RNA, 845 nt
Organism: Rhizophagus irregularis DAOM 181602=DAOM 197198
Lineage: Eukaryota; Fungi; Glomeromycota; Glomeromycetes; Glomerales; Glomeraceae
Source: RefSeq, a predicted model, not a curated record